This is a messenger RNA of Blastomyces dermatitidis ER-3, 861 nucleotides long. RefSeq lists its product as uncharacterized. The coding region runs from base 1 to 861 and encodes 286 amino acids. The record is from RefSeq and is a predicted model, not a curated record. The transcript has 3 exons. NCBI's taxonomy places the organism in Eukaryota, Fungi, Ascomycota, Eurotiomycetes, Onygenales, Ajellomycetaceae.
AUGGCAACCAGAUUGAUUCUUGGCACUCACGCCAUCAACACGCUCAUGGAACAGGCCAAACGUUUUGAGGCAAUGUCUGUGCAAUUUGCAAAGUCGGCGGAUCUCGCCACGAGCCAAGCCGCCGAGAUUUCCAAAUGGACUUCGAAAUUGAUGUACGCCGUGACCAAGAUCCAACGAGAAGCCGAAGCCGCAGCUGCUGCCUGUCGAAAACGCGUGGAAGAGAGGGUUCACGAGCUCAAGACCAAAGCAGACUCACACAAACGAAAGUUAUCAAUAGCCGCAGAAUUAGAAUCACCACGAACCGUAAAGGCCAACCUCAGGUUGAUAUUCGGCCCUCCAAGGGAGGCAGCAUAUAAGAGCAAAAGCACCAAGGCUCUGAUGGCGACCAGCUCUGUUAGGAUUCAUACCAUCCGCAGCUUGUGUCGAAAACACCCUCAUGGUGUGAUCACUUUUGUUACAGCCUAUCCAACCAAAGUUUGGACCGAAUCGAGCCUGGAGGUUUUCAAGGGUCUUAUCAAACUAGUUGAGGAAGAACAGGAGCAGGAUUGGCCGGACGACAUUGUCGAGAUUAUGGAUGAAUUGGAGAAGGAACGGCCGAUGAGCGACGAGUUUAAAUACCUUCGCGUAGAGAUCUCCCAGCAUACGUACCAGCGCCGUCGGAGGGUGGGUGACACCGGUCGACCCGCACAAGUUGGCAGAAUAUCUUCCCAGCCCUAUGGCCAGGGUACCGCAAGAACGAAUCCGCAGGGUAUACCUCAUUUACCCCUACUAAAUGAGCGAGAGAAUCUGGGGCCACCUGAUCCGUCGAAGGAAAAUAGAGGUGAGAGGAAGCUUUAUAUGCAAGAUCAAUUCAACAUCUAA